Messenger RNA from Penaeus indicus, 1956 nucleotides. RefSeq lists its product as uncharacterized. The transcript is spliced from 8 exons. The record is from RefSeq and is a predicted model, not a curated record. Lineage: Eukaryota; Metazoa; Arthropoda; Malacostraca; Decapoda; Penaeidae. The coding region runs from base 623 to 1474 and encodes 283 amino acids.
AGAGAGAGAGAGAGAGAGAGAGAUAUAUGGAAACAGAAACAUUUUUUUUCUCUCUCUCUCUCAGAACUGGUACGACUACGAGCGCAAGAUAACCCGAGCUGACUUCAUCCCCGACCCGUUCACCGUCGAAGGCUAUUACGUGGGGAUCAACGAAGCGGUCGUUAUCAGGGACUUCCGGAGCGGCGUCGAGUUCAUAAUCAACAAAGGCCUCGGGAACUGCACAGCCAUCCCCAUCCCAGACACUGGAUAUGACACCAUCGUCGACCCAAGUGGCCAAGUGACCAUAAAGGACCCGCUGACACUCUUCGGUCUCGGCCAAGUGUCCAACCUCACGUACUACGGAAAGAAAAGGGCCCGUGGACUUCCAUGCGACGUCUGGGUUGGGAGACUCGACCAGACUGUGGAAAAUACAACGUUGGAGGAAAAGCUAACGUACGAAAUCUAUUUCCUAGAGGAAGGAUGGCGCGAGGACGCAGGCUCAGAACCUCUUCCGGAUAAGUUAUACCCUGAGCCAAUCCUCAUCAAGAUACAGCAAGAUUUUACCAGUCCGUCCAACCCUGAAUAUAACACUUUCAUUGCCCUGGAACAGAACAUCUUUAAAUUCGACCAGAGCGCGCUGGACAUGACGGUUUUCGACAUCACUCCCUGCUUCAAAGGCCACGACCAGAUCCGUCGCUUCCAGAUUGCUUUUCCGGGAGAAUUCCGCGAUGACUUUGACAACAAGCCCGACCAGUUCAUCCGUGCCAUCCACGGCUCGCUGGAAAUGUACUUGAGUGUCCCCUCCAUUCGCAUCCAGCACAUGACGGUUGAGUUCAACGAGAGAGACGGCCAUUUGUAUUGCGAAUUCACCCUUGUGGACCAGCCUCCUGUAUCCGGCAUCGAUUUUCCUCCUUCUGUAGGACCUCCCCUCGAGGACGUCGUUGCUUCGCUCGAGGCGUCUAUGGGGAAACUGGUCGUCUUCCUGUUCGACGAGAGCUACGACACUCCCGGGCACAUGAAGACGAUGCAAGCAUAUGAAGACAGUCUCCGGGAGAUGUUUGAGGACAGCUGCCAUCCCCUGAAAUCCUCACAGCAAACAGUCGACAGCGACACAUACAGAUCUCAACAGGAACAUGGAAAUAUCCAGAAAGACACAAGUCUCCCCAAAAAUUCACCAAAGAAAACGGAUCACAUUGAAAAACAUGCUGAAGGGAAAACUCUAGUACGAAGAGAUAGGACAGACAAUGAACCAGUUAUUGCUGAUAUAUCGAAGGCGUCAUUUACGGAGAAGUUAAUGGGCGAAAUCGGACGUUUUAACUUCCACAAGAUGACGAAAAGUGCUCCGAUGUACACGCCAGGUGCCAUGGCAGGAAUGGGCAUUGGCAUGUUCUUCUUAGGACUCCUGCUGGGAACUGUGGCUAUGCUGGCCAUACUCCAGAAAUUCGGUCUUUCAGAAGGCAUCGAGUUUAUUCCCAUGAACUCGCGUCGGUCAUAAGGAAUACUAAAAGCCUUAUGAUUGGCCUUGUUAUAUGGGUUAUUUGGAUCUGCUAAUGUAAUUGUGAUGUGUCUGUUGGAAAUUUAACAACAAUUUUGGUAAUUGUGUAGUGAAAGUUUACCUACUUAAAUGAAUGAUUUUAUGUGAUUUUCUUGAUUGAAGUUAUACAGCCCUUUUAGAUGUAUUAUAUAUUAUAUACCGUUCGAGAUCGGAAAGGUGGUGCGAUGACUGGAGAAUAAACGAACAUGAUAUUAGUCCAGUGAUAUUAAAUGUUUUGUCUCAGAGCUGCUUGGUCAUUAUAUUACAAAAAAUUUUUAUCACACAGUUAAGCAUCAUCUGUCGUUAUUUAUAAACAAAUCUGCAAACAUGUAUUUUCUUUUAUUCCAUCCGGAAGACAUAAAGCUGCUAAUCAUACCGCAUUCCAUGUACAAAAAAUAAACAUAACAGCAAAUAAAAAAAAAAUAUAAUUGCUCUUUGCCUUA